This is a messenger RNA of Hyla sarda, 1110 nucleotides long. Its product is annotated as histamine H3 receptor-like. Gene Ontology annotation, molecular function: G protein-coupled receptor activity. The transcript is spliced from 4 exons. Lineage: Eukaryota; Metazoa; Chordata; Amphibia; Anura; Hylidae. The coding region runs from base 1 to 1110 and encodes 369 amino acids. The record is from RefSeq and is a predicted model, not a curated record. Gene Ontology annotation, biological process: adenylate cyclase-activating adrenergic receptor signaling pathway. Gene Ontology annotation, cellular component: membrane.
AUGACUGAACCUCCAAGUUCAAGUCUUGUCAGUCCAGAGUUACCACCUACUUCGGCUGCUGGAAGUGGGGAACCUGUUGUAUGUCCAGCUGAGUCAAGAACUCCUGCAGAGGUUCCUGAGUCACAAGAGAUGGUGCUGCAACCAGCCAGUACAGAGAUCCCAGUGCUAGUGACCAGCAUCUGGAAGGCCACAAAGCUACAGUCAUUCCAGUUGACUAAAGAGUGGAGGCUUGGAAAAUAUAUCUGCAAACUUUGGUUAGUCACUGACUACAUGAUGUCCACAGCCUCAGUGCUUAAUAUUGUUCUAAUCAGCUUCGACAGAUUUGUUUCUGUAACACAGGCAGUACAUUAUCAGUCUCUUCAAAAAAGGCACAGCGUGACGUUUAUGAAGAUGACGGCAGUCUGGGUAAUGUCUUUCCUUCUCUACAGUCCAUCCAUCUUCUUUUGGGAUAGUGCUUUUGGCAAUAUUCAUACUGAAGACGACAAGUGUUUGGCUGGAUUCUUUAACACCUGGUACUUUCACUUGGCAACAUCAGUGUUUGAUUUUUUUCUACCAUUAAUCUGUAUAUCAUUUUUUAAUGUGAGCAUCUACUGGAGCAUUACUAAACGCAGCAGGAAGAGAAGACAACAUUCUGCUCAGGAUACAUGGAGAGGAAAAACAAAAGACGUGAGGCCAUUCGUCAUAGCAUCUAAUCUGGUGCUGCCAUCUACUCAUGUAGCAGAGAUAAAGAAUAUCCCUUCCCACAUUAGAGGGAGAUAUGAGAAAUCCCUAAAGCAAGGCCCAAUGUUCUCUUCCACCUUCCAUACGGACAAUAGUACCAAUACUAUUCAUAUCAUUAAACUAUCCAGGGACAAAAAAGUAGCUAAAUCUCUAGCAAUUCUUGUUUCUGUUUUUGCUGUUUGUUGGGCUCCCUAUACUUUCCUAGUCACCAUUGACAGGGCGUGCCAAAACAACUGUGUUGCCCAAUAUUGGUAUGAUGUCACAGUCUAUAUAUUAUAUUUCAAUUCAGCAAUUAACCCUAUAUUAUAUCCAUUGUGUCAUAAAAGUUUCAGAAAAGCCUUUAGCUUACUUUUACAAAUGUGUCUCAGAAAAUGGACAGUUUAUUUAUAA